Molecule: messenger RNA, 2158 nt
Organism: Theobroma umbraticum
Lineage: Eukaryota; Viridiplantae; Streptophyta; Magnoliopsida; Malvales; Malvaceae
Product: WEB family protein (DUF827)
Biological process (GO): chloroplast accumulation movement; chloroplast avoidance movement
Cellular component (GO): cytosol
Source: RefSeq, a predicted model, not a curated record
UCCUCUUUGCAUUACACUCACAUUCACAUUCAACAUUCUCAUUCACAUUCACUAUUAAUUAACAUUUUAUUUUGUGUUGUUGCAUAUAUGCAAUGUCAGCAGAAUCUCAAGACUCCCCCAUGGAAGGGGUUCCGGGUACACCUGGAAUCCGGGAAGUGAGGCCCGAGUCCGGCUCCCACAACUUCGGGUUUUGCACCGAGACAUGUCGUGUUCCGGACGGGGACUCAAACCCUGGAAUAAGGAGGGUCAGUUUGAGGGCUGAGAUUGACACCUCACCGCCUUUCGGGUCAGUUAAGGAGGCUGUGACCCGGUUUGGUGGCAGUGGACCUUGGGUGCCUUUGUACAAGUUUGCAGAGGCAUAUCAUGGAAUUGAGGAGUUCGACAUAAAGAAAGUGGAGGAGCAAGCAGCAGAGUUGGAGAAGGAUCUGAUUGUGAAAGAAUUGGAGACCCUUGAUGUGCUUGAAGAGCUGGGGACAACGAAAAGGAUUGUGGAAGAGCUAAAGAGACAGCUCCAGAAUGAAGCUCUGAAAUGCAUGACCACUCCAGACUUGAACUCGGAUGAGCAGCACAUGCCUGCUCCUGCUAUCAAAGAAAUGAACAAGGAACACUAUGAACAGAUCAGGAUCGGGAGUUCGAGUCCAUGCCCGGUUUUGUCUCCUGAUUUGAUCUUGAUGGAGUUGAAACAGGCAAAACUGAACCUUGGUAAAACUAUAAAUGAUCUUGGGGUGAUUCAAACUUCUGUUGAGUCUCUAAAUAAGAAAAUGAAGAAAGAGAAAAGUUUACUUGAAAAGACCCGUGAGAGGCUAACUUCUAAGUUUGCAGGGGUGGCAUCUCUAGAGGAGGAGCUUAAACAGGUGAGGGUGAAGCCGCAGAUUGCCAACAAUGGGAAUUUUGAGAAUUCUCCAAGCAUUUUAAGGCCGCCUUUACACAACAAUUCCAAGCCUGAGCAGUUUAAGAGAAUGGCUGAUCCUUCAAAAGCAAUGCCACUGCCAGGGAAUGAGCAGAACAAGCCCUGUGUAAAAACUGCUGAAAUGAGGUGGGUUGCAGCCAAGAAGAUGGAGGAAGCAGCCAGGGCAGCAGAGGCUCUUGCUCUUAUUGAAAUGAAUGCCCUUACUGGGAUGAAGGGUUUGUCAAGCAAUGAGAACUUGUCAGGAUUUUCCUUGCCAGAGCCGGUGCCGUCUCCUCGGACCCCAAAAGUUCAAAGGCCAGAAGAAGUUUCUAACAGCAGAGCAAUUCAUGCUAUGCACAAAUUUGCUGAAGCAAAUAUCUCCAAACUUGCAAUCCUGAGGAAGCUGGAGGAAGCUUCAGAAGAAGUUAAACACAGUAAAGACGCAUUGGAAGAGGCUCUUAAUAGAGUGGAAAUUGCAAGCAGGAAGCAACUUGAUGCUGAAGAGGCUCUCAGGAGAUGGAUUCCAGAGCAUGAACAGAAAAAACAGAUAAUGUAUACUACUACGAAGAUCAACAAUUUCCAUCCACCACAUCAUCCUCAUCAGCAUCUUCCGCGAUCUCCAUUGCAUGAUCUGAACAAUCAAAACCCAACAAUGGAUGAUGAAACAAAGCCUGUUUUAAGGCCAACAAUUUCAAUGAGGGAUAUCUUAAGCAGGAAACAAGUUACUCCUGAAGACUGUGCUGUGAGAAGGCCUAGUAAUGAAGGCCACACCGGAAGGCAAAAGGUAGCUCUGAGCCAAAUGCUUCAUGAACUAAGGGAAGACCUGAAAUUUCCUCCAAAACCUGAUCAAAAAGAUCACGGGGAUGAUCCAAAGCAGUACUUCACCCAGCGCAGAAAGUUUGGGUUCAUCCACAUAUCUCUCCCAUUGGCAAAGCAAAGCAAGAAGAAACCACAAGCUUUAAACACAAUGUGAUACAAUAGAAUAAAUGGUACCCACCAAAUUGGUAAUCUGUGGUCAUAUACUAACAUUUUUUAAUAUAUUAUAUCCUGUCUGCUCCAAUUUGUUUGUGUUGUUUUUGGGUGAUUCAAUUCAUGUUUGUUGGCUUCUGGUUUGAAACCUUCCUCUGGUGUAAAGGUGUUCUAUAAAUUUAUAUGUAUCCGUGUGUUCUGCAAUCAGCCCUGAAAUAUAUUUGAUGGGGCCCCUGGAAUCUCUUGUUAUCUAUAUCAAAACAAGGCAUUGAAAUGGUGAUGAAUUCUUUUGCUUGGCAA